AUGCCUGGAAACUAUCGUCGCCAGAAUACUUAUGACCAUACUACGGGUAUGACAUAUGACCGUCAGAUAUCCAGAAUGACCACAGCCAGUGCUCCAGCUCGAGGGGUUGCUGAUGAUGAGGAGGAGAAGCCCAGCACCAUGUCUAAAGUUGGCAGAAAGAUCAAGACUAGCAUUGCAGACUUCUUUGGUGUUGGAGAGGAGGAUGCUACCAGGUCCCAGCGAUGGAAUAACAGACGAAUGCGGUUUUAUCGUGGCAAGUUUCGUGAUGACAAGAUGCCUGGAAAGGACCAGGCAGAUGAUGAUGUUCUGGGGGACAUGCCUACUGUGCCACAUGUUUAUGAUCCUCUUCGUAAUCCUACUCGACACAGCGAGUAUUCAUCCAGAAGAACAACUCCCCUCUCAAGCACAAGCACAUAUGCCAGAUCAAGAGGUCCUCCCAAAAGACCAAGAAAAGACUCAGUUGUCAAGAUGACUUAUAAAACUAUUGCUGGAGCUAGAAAGAAGUUACGUGGCAAGCCUAGUGUACAGCGUCAGAGGAGUUUUGCUCCUGCUAGUCUAGCAGGAGAGUACCCAGAUGACCUUUCAGCAAGCAUGAUUUAUCAUUCCUAUGAUGAUGCCUUCAGUCUAGUUGAUGAUGUUUUCUAUGAUGAGCCUGCCUUCAGCCCAGAGAUGAGGAUGGAAAAGAUAGGUGAAGAUGCUGAGAUGGAAAUACAUAGUAAGGGAUGGCGGCCAGCACACCGGUAUGGAAUGUCCAAAAGUCAUCAGCUGGAUGAAGGUAUGCCUCACUUUGGCAUGAAAAGAAUUGACAAUGUGGUUCGAGAAGACCUGGAAGACCAUGACAAGAGACAGAUUGGAAUGGGUUUUGUUGGCCGACUUUUUAACCGUAGUUACAGAAGUGAUCGACUUAACUCCUACGUCAAGUCACAGAUUGAUGAUUUUGAUGAUCACAGGCCUUACUUCACUUACUGGGUGACCAUAGUCCAGAUCCUGUGCUUCAUUGUAUCCGUGGCAGUGUAUGGUAUCGCACCAAUAGGAACUGGGGAAACAGUGAAAACUGAAUACGUGAUGAUGCCUAACUUGGCUAUAGAGAACAUUCGUUUUGUGGAGAAUGACAAUUUGUGGAUUGGACCUCGCCAGGCUGAUCUGAUCCAUCUUGGAGCCAAGUACUCCCCUUGUAUGAGACGUGAUGAAAAUAUUUGGGAAGGCAUCAGGAAGGACAGAGUAGAGGAAAAUACUUCUGGUUGUUGUGUGAGAGAUGAUGGCUCUGGCUGUACACAGACAGUUAAGGACUUGUGUGAGCCAACUUUAAACACUUUCAUGAAAUGGAAUUCAACGCAUCCUGGAAAGGGAGGCUUUGUAGCAGGUGCAGUGUGUGGACAGGAUCCUAACUACUGUACCAAACCUGCUUCAGUUGAACCGUUUGUGUGGGACAAAAACUCUAUCACAAAGUGGCCGUAUUGUGAGGAAACAAGUAGACCAUCCUCUGACACCACAGUUGUGAGUGAGGGACGUCACAUGACCUGUGAGAUUAGCGGCCGACCCUGUUGCCAUGGGAUACAGGGAGAGUGUAUGAUGACGACAAGAGAACACUGUGACUUUAUCAAAGGCUAUUAUCAUGAGGAUAAAUACUUGUGUGCACAGGUGAGUUGUUUAACACAAAUCUGCGGAAUGAUUCCUUUCGCUGAUGACACAGCACCAGAUCAGUUCUAUAGGCUAUGGACAUCCAUGUUUUUACACGGAGGAGUCUUCCAUCUGGUGAUUACCAUAGGAUUCCAGUUCCUCAUCAUGAGAGACAUAGAGAAAUUAACUGGCUGUAUAAGGAUGGCAAUAAUAUAUGUUGGCAGUGGAAUCGCUGGUAACAUUGCCAGCUCAAUAUUCUUACCUUAUCAUGUAGAGGUGGGACCAGCUGGGGCCCAGUUUGGUAUUUUGGCCUGUCUCCUGGUGGAGGUCCUACAAAAUAUACAGAUGCUGAAGCGACCUAUAGUUGCCAUCUUAAAGAUUGGUGGUUUUAUCCUCUUCCUCUUCCUACUUGGAUUGUUGCCGUGGAUAGACAACUGGGCUCAUGUCAGCGGCUUUCUUUUUGGCUUCCUGCUAGCCUUUGCACUCAUACCAUACGUGUCGUUUGGUCAGUGGGACAGGAGGAGGAAGAUCAUUGGGAUAAUUUUGUCACUAGGGGGCGCCAUUGCCUUGUUUAUUACUCUGAUUGUACUGUUUUAUGUGCUUCCCCUGUAUAACUGUCCUGGCUGUCAGUAUUUCAACUGUAUUCCAUUUACUACAAACUUCUGUAAAAACAUGGAAGUAGGCAUUGAUCGUGAGUCCACCUACAGUUCUCACCUGUAACUACUGGCAGCUUCUGUGAUGCCGUCCACGUUUACCUAGAUACUGCUGUAAAUUGUCAAGCCUUAUACUGUCAGUAUAAAUGUGUUAUACUGUGGACUCAAUAGUAUUUAACUACCUUGAUUGUUGAAACAAAAAUAAAAGCAAGUAUUUGCCAAGAGCAGAGCAAUUCAACUGACCAUGAGAUUUUUAUUCGUUGAACAAAGCCAUUUAUAUAUAUAGUGGAUGUUUUACAUAGAAUGUAAAUCUAAUACAUUUAAUUGAAAUCCUAAGCAUUUACAACAUUAUUUUGUGAGAGUUUUUGUUAGAUAUUAUGUUACGAUGGUAUACGGGGUAUUAUUUUCACUAUCCAUUGUCGGACUGAAAAUUUCUUUAGAAAAAUUUAAUACAAUAGUAUUAUGAAUUGAAGUACAAACUUGAUUGUGUCUGGAUAAUUCUAACAUUGAGAUUCAGCAGUUUGAACUCACAGAACCUGUUGAAUCUGGUAUGAUCAACUUCCUUUUGAUCAGGCAGAUGUUGUAAGUUACUGAAACACUAUAUAGAUAUUUUUGUACUACAAGUAGGUUUACUUUUAUGUCAAAUGUCAUAGUUCAUUGUACACCUGUAAUGGCUUGAUCUGCUCCCUAUUAGGGCCCGGAAUUCAAGGUCUCAUAGUCAAAGGUCAAGAUCAAUUUUUAUGAUAUUUUACUGUUAAAUAUUUUGUUAUGACAUUGUGAAACAAAGUUGACAAAUAAGUUUACAAAAAGACAAAGUCACUGGGUCGAAGGUCAAUAUACAUGUUUAAUAUGAUAAUACUUUAUGACAUCUAACCCAGAGAGAUCAAAAUGAACAAAAAGUGUAUGAAUACUCCGAUGUCAAUGUCAACAUUCUAUCAAAGCUGAUUUGUAUUGAAUGAAGAACUGCUCCGCAGCAGGAGGAUAUAAAAGAUGAUAGGAAUAACAAGGUAGAGUCCAUCACAAAACACACAGAUUCAGUGCCAUUAGUCAUGUUAGCAGUAUUCCUAAACCAUUUUAACCUUUCUGUUAAGUCCAGGUUUAGAACCGGACACAUUGUGGGGUCUUUUUUAACAUGUCAGUAUUCUAGUUUCAUAGCAAUAACUAAUUUCAUGUGCAUAAUGCGUAUUUGCUGUGAUAUUAUACUUUAUUAAGCAAUAGAAAAUUGGUAAAAUUUAUUUACUAUCACGUACAGGGUAUAUUAUCUAAUUUUGGUGCAGAUAUUAUUACAUCUUAUAGCUAGCUCGACAUUAUAUUCAUGUGUACUGAUUUUGUAUUUGUAAGUUCAGAGCUGAGAAUUGAUUGAAGUAAAUAUAUGUGUUAAAAUUAGCAUAAUAUUUCAUCAUGUAUAUUUACAUGUCCUCAUUUACAAUAACAUGGGAUUUGUUAACACCGUAACUUUAGAUAAAUUUCAUGUUUUAAAUAUCUCCGAGUAUGAGAGAAAAUUGAUAUUACAUUUAUCUAACAGCUAGUCUAUUGUAGUAUUGGUGUAUUUGACCAUCUUACCACCUAGACCUUGUUAUAUAUCAAUCUUCAGUCAGAGCAAUCACUGUUUACAUAUUGUAUUUUAUAUUUUGUAGAAUUUUUAUAUCCUUUAUAAUUCUGGGAUGGAGUUUAA
Ylistrum balloti is the source of this 3948-nucleotide messenger RNA. Its product is annotated as inactive rhomboid protein 1-like. The transcript has 14 exons. The record is from RefSeq and is a predicted model, not a curated record. Gene Ontology annotation, molecular function: serine-type endopeptidase activity. NCBI's taxonomy places the organism in Eukaryota, Metazoa, Mollusca, Bivalvia, Pectinida, Pectinidae. Gene Ontology annotation, biological process: regulation of protein secretion; regulation of epidermal growth factor receptor signaling pathway. Bases 1 to 2340 code for a protein of 779 amino acids. Gene Ontology annotation, cellular component: endoplasmic reticulum membrane.